UGCCUGCACUCUACGACUUCCAGCAGGGCUUUAAAUGGAGCGGAGUGCUUGGCCUGCCGCGCUAAUCUCAGUUUGACACUCACUACCUCGCAUCUGGAGUACCCCCCAGCUCAACCCCAAGCCCACUUCAUCUGUCUCUUUGGAAUAUUUGCGUUCGCGACCCGGCGAAGCUGGGGCCGGGAAAGCGGCGCUGUGGUUUGGCCGCCUUCCACCUGUUGCUCCUCACUGACUGUUUUUUUAGUGUUUGAUUGCCUGAGCGUGCGCCCUGGCUGUUACGGGAGCGAGAGCUGAGGACUCAGCAGGAAAAGAGGAGAGCAGUCACCAUGCUGCGAGACGUCGGAUCCAAUAUUUUGGAAUUCUACAACGACCUGCUGUCCAAAUGCGACCCCCGGGUCAAAGACUACCCGUUGGUGCACUGUCCCCUGAAAAUGACCAGCCUCUUGGUGGGCUACGUCAUCUUCGCCGUCUACUUGGGGCCUCGCCUAAUGGCCAACCGCAAUCCCUUCCACCUCAACACGGCCAUGGUGGUCUACAACUUUGGCAUGGUCGCCCUCAACGCUUUCCUCGUGUACGAGUUCCUGAUGUCUGGAUGGGGCACCACCUUCACGUGGAAAUGUGAUCUUAUUGAUCCCUCCAGGAGUGCGCAGGCGCUUCGGAUGGUGCGAGUGGGUUGGUUGUUUUUCUUUUCCAAGUUCAUCGAACUUCUCGACACGGUAUUCUUUGUGUUGAGGAAGAAACAAAAUCAAAUCACUUUUCUCCACGUGUUCCAUCACUCUGUCAUGCCCUGGUCGUGGUGGUGGGGUGUCAUGCUGACUCCUGCCGGCGGUAUGGGCUCCUUCCACGCCAUGGUGAACGCCACGGUCCACGUCAUCAUGUACACGUACUAUGGGCUGGCGGCGGCCGGGCCGCGCUUCAAAAAGUUCCUGUGGUGGAAGAAGUACAUGACCGCCAUCCAGCUGACGCAGUUCAUCGUAGUGUCGGUGCACAUCAGCCAGUACUACUUCAUGGAGAAAUGCGACUACCAGAUGCCCCUGUGGAUCCACGUGAUCUGGAUGUACGGUGUACUCUUCUUCAUGCUCUUCUCCAACUUCUGGCUGCAGGCCUACAUCCGGGGCAAACGGCUGCCCGUCGCCCAACUCAAGGGCGGGGGUGACCGGGCCCCACCCAGCCCCCCGCUGGCUAACGGCACCCACCAACACAACGGCAAUGCCAGCGGCGACCAGAACAACCGCCACCAGCACAGCCACACCAAUGGCAAUCUGCAAUUGAGCAAAGUAAAGGAGAUCUAACUUUUUUUGGGGGACCCUGAUCAUGUCUCAGUGACUCUACCGUACUACUACAGCUAUAGAAUAACCAAUUCCUUUCAUAUCCGUCUUCCGUUCCAUGUACUAGUAAGAUCUUUGUCCUCCUCGUAAGACAUUUCAGCACACUAGUACAAUGACUAGUAAAACAAAAUUCUGCUACUAGUGACACAAUUGGCCUACUAAUCCCACAAUUAAAGCUUCCCUAGUAAGCUAUUUGGCCCCACUAGUUAUUAUGUGUCAUGCACUAGAAGGCUCUUGGACCAUACGACCCACCGGCACCAAAAUGGCCCCUCGUAGUUUGCAUCACGUUAUCAGCCUUCUCAAGUCCACAACUUGACGUUGUCCAACUGGUGUGCUGAAAUUUCCUUAUUCAGUCGUUUAUUUGAUAGGAGUGUACUAGUGAACUCCUGUGUUGCACUAGUAACACUACUCAAACUUUUUUUUUUUUUAACCCUGAAGGCAUCUAUGGAAAGCCAAUUGAGCAGCCUUGAUAUCCAGCUGUACUCGUACUUUCCUGUCCACAUUCGCAAGACAUUGGCACUAGCACCAAAGUGUCUUAGUCUGAGGACAAAGAGCGUACUUGUACACUGAGGAAUAAAGACUCAAAAUGGCUUUGCUGACAGUCUAGUCUGUUUUGAUUCACAUUGUUGGGACAUGUUAUCAUAUGAAUGGCUUGUUUUGUUUUCUUUUGUUUUUGUCAGUGAUCUUGUGUGUUUUUGUGGCCUCACUGUGAAGUUUGGUGCUCCAUUUUCUCACGGGUUGUGUUCCUUCAUUGCGGAUUUGCGCUCCGCUAGUACCACGUUAGGCCGACACCAACCUCGUAUCAUGCCGUUUUCACUGAAGACUAGCACGUGUAAAUAACCUUGAAAAACGCUUUUCAUUUGUACAUGUUGAAUUUAUAGAUUUUUGUUGUUUGAUUAUUUAUCUUUUUGAAAUAAACACAUUUUAGAUAUCAA
Molecule: messenger RNA, 2260 nt
Organism: Syngnathus acus (greater pipefish)
Lineage: Eukaryota; Metazoa; Chordata; Actinopteri; Syngnathiformes; Syngnathidae
Gene: elovl1a
Product: ELOVL fatty acid elongase 1a
Exons: 8
Coding region: 324-1289 (321 amino acids)
Biological process (GO): fatty acid elongation, polyunsaturated fatty acid; fatty acid elongation, monounsaturated fatty acid; very long-chain fatty acid biosynthetic process
Cellular component (GO): endoplasmic reticulum; endoplasmic reticulum membrane
Molecular function (GO): fatty acid elongase activity
Source: RefSeq, a predicted model, not a curated record